Molecule: messenger RNA, 1512 nt
Organism: Nycticebus coucang (slow loris)
Lineage: Eukaryota; Metazoa; Chordata; Mammalia; Primates; Lorisidae
Product: glycine N-acyltransferase-like protein 1
Exons: 6
Coding region: 251-1162 (303 amino acids)
Biological process (GO): L-glutamine metabolic process
Cellular component (GO): mitochondrion
Molecular function (GO): glycine N-acyltransferase activity; L-glutamine N-acyltransferase activity
Source: RefSeq, a predicted model, not a curated record
UCCACUUCAUGCUGAUCUUGUAUUCCCUAGAGGAGCAAGAUUUAACUUAUCUUCUAGUUUUAUCUUUCCAUGGGAUUAUAGAAGGAUCCUACAGAAGCAGAAAUACCUAUGAAGACUAUCUUUGGGUUCAACAUUUGGUGUUUAUACCUCUUAAGUGAAGUCAUCCAGCUAACAAGAUAAUCUAGUAAAGUAUCCUGAAACGUUGAGAAUUUCUUGUUUGAAGAGCUCAGGGACUGAAACACUCCAGAAAAUGAUUCUACUGAAUAAUUCCCAGAAGCUGCUGACCCUAUACAAAUCCUUGGCCAGAAAUAUCCCUGAGUCCCUAAAGGUGUAUGGUUCUGUGUAUUACAUCAAUCACGGAAACCCCUUCAACAUGCAGGUGCUGGUGGACUCCUGGCCUGAGUACCAGACGGUUAUUGUCCGGCCUCAGAAACAGGAGAUGACCGACAACAUGGAUCUAUACAGAAACGUGUAUCGUAUAUUCACCAAGGUUCCUCAAAAAGUACCAGAAGUCUUGGAAAAUUGUGAAGUCAUAAACUGGGGACAGAUAUUUCAAAUUCAAGGUUGUCAAGAAAGUCUGGGUGAGGGGAUAAGAGCAGUUGCAUUUUCAAAGUCGGUGAGGGUGAAGUACGUGAAGGCAUCCCUCUAUAUAAAUGAAGAUAUCCUGAAGCUCAAAGUCUCUGAUGAGAGCAAGGCUGGAAGCUCCUAUGAGGCAGGCCUCCGAGAGGUUGAACAUGAGAGUGGUGAUCCCAAUUUUAAGUUUUCCCGACUGGAUGUCUCUCACGCAGGGCUGAUAAAUGCCAUCUGGAGGCCAGGUCGGAAUGAAAGGAGCCUACGAUAUGUCCAGGAGUGCCUACAGAAGCUGCCAGCGUACUGUCUGCUGGGCCCAGACGGGGUCCUGGUCUCCUGGGUGGGCAUGGAGUCCUCUUGUGAAGCAGGAAUGGCCUACACUGUAGAAAGAUAUCGAAGAAAAGGCAAAAUGACACAGCUGAUGUGGUCUUAUAUGAAGUAUCUGCAUCAGAAGAAUAUUCCAUUUUAUGUUGCUAUACUGGAAGGGAAUGAAAAAGCCCACAGAUGUAUAAUGCAGUGUGAUUUCUUUGCAGCUGCAUGUGGGUGGCAUCAGUGGAUCUGCUACCCACCAAAAAUUAACUCCAUUUGUUAAAACAACGAAGCUGUUUAGCCAUCUCAGGCAAGCCUCUCUUUUUUUUUUUUUUCUUUUUUUUUUUUUUUUAUUGUUGGGGAUUCAUUGAGGGUACAAUAAGCCAGGUUACACUGAUUGCAAUUGUAAGGCAAAGUCCCUCUUGCAAUCAUGUCUUGCCCCCAUAAAGUGUGACACACACCAAGGCCCCACCCACCUCCCUCCUUCCCUCUUUCUGUUUCCCCCCCAUAACCAUAAUUGUCAUUAAUUGUCCUCAUAUCAAAAUUGAGUACAUAGGAUUCAUGCUUCUCCAUUCUUGUGAUGCUUUACUAAGAAUAAUGUCUUCCAUGUCCAUCCAGGUUAAUACGAAGGAU